ACCCUGCUCAUGCUCGCGAGGACAGGAAGAUAUGACCGCAGCUGAUAUAUGUGUUGUAGUGAUGUAAUUUAGCCGUUUGUUGACUACGGAUGGCUGUUUGUGCCAGGCUUUGCGGAGUCGGACAGUCUCGAAGGUGCCGCCGGAGACGACAGAGGAACGACCAGCAGGACCAAGGCAGCGAUUCUGAUAUGGAAGAGGAAGAAGAAGAGCGAAUCGUAGGCCAGCGGAGAAGCGAAGCAGGGAGCAGCGGAGGCCCCGGGCGAGUCGCUGCCGCGGACGCCGCGACUGCAGGGCCAAGUGACGCUUGUGAAUAUGGCAGCGGCCAUGUCAACAGAGGAGAAUCGAACACGAAACCUCUACACCCAGAGUCAUUAAUUGAACUACCGCCGGAGCUCCUGGUGGAAAUAUUUUCCUUGCUUCCAGGAACAGUGUUACCUAACGUCGCACUGGUUUGCAAGAAAUUUAGACAAAUCCUCAAAACAGAAACCAUAUGGAGAAGACGAUGCGUGGAAGAGUUUGGAAUGAAGGAGGAUCUGAGAAAGAUGGAAGCAGGAGGAGUUACCAGCCAAGACCUUUAUGUUAAACGUGUCAUCCCACGGGUGAAGUCUGGGCGCUUUAUGAAACUCCUGCCCGACUACGAGCACAUGGACUAUAAAGACGUGUACACGCACUUGCUUCACCCAUAUAGACACAUUCUAGGUCUUUGGCAGCCUGACAUCGGACCUUACGGUGGAUUGCUCAACGUUGUGGUGGAUGGUUUAUUCAUAAUUGGCUGGAUGUAUCUACCACCUCAUGAUCCCCGUGUGGAAGAUCCGAUGAGAAGGCGACCACUUUUUCGCAUUCACCUGCUGGAAAGCAAAAAGGCCACUGUGGAGUGUAUGUAUGGACAUAAAGGUCCCCACAAAGGAGACAUCCAGACUGUAAAGAAAGAUGAAUUUUCAACUAAAUGUAACCAGACCGAUCAUCAUCGGAUGCCAGGAGGCAGACAGGAGGAAUUUAGGACUUGGUUAGAGGAAGAAUGGGGUCGCACACUGGAGGAAAUCUUCCAUGAACACAUGCAGGAGCUGAUCCUGAUGAAGUUCAUUUACACCAGUCAAUAUGAUAACUGCUUGACGUACAGGCGGAUCUACCUGCCUCCAUCAAUGCCUUCAGAUCUGCUAGAGCCAGGCUUAUUUAAAGGCACAUAUGGAAGUCACGGCUUGGAGAUCGUCAUGCUUAGUUUCCAUGGGACUUCUGCAAGAGCCACUAAACUUACUGGAGACCCAAACGUUCCUGCAGGGCAACUCACACUGGACGUCGACCUGAGCCAGCCUGUGGACCUCCCGGAGUUAGACCAACAGAAAAACAUUGAUGUGCUGUCACGGAUUAUAUCAGGAAUACAUGAGAAAGUACAAAGAGAGGUGGAACACCCGGCUAGCGACUCCUCUGCUAGUGCAGGACAUCCAGCGGAGGAAGCAGGUGCUGCUGCUGCUGCUAAAGUAGUAGAAGAUGACCAUGGUGCCUGCGAAGAUGCAUCCCAGUCUGAGCCCAGCAGUAGUAGCCAUCCUCCUGAAGCUCAGCCCUUUGUUUUGCCUUUAGGGGUCAUGGCUCGCAAUGAGGUGUACCCUCGCACCUGCAGGAAAUGCUUCUAUGGAACAGGCCUGAUUGCUGGUCACGGCUUCACGAGUCCAGAGCGCACACCAGGGCUCUUUGUGCUUUUCGAUGAGGACCGUUUUGGUUUCAUCUGGCUGGAGUUGAAGUCUUUCAGCCUGUAUAGUCGGCUGACAGACCACCUGCCCCACGCCGACGCCCCGAACAUGGAGCGGUUUGAGGCUAUGCUGCGCAACAUGCAGUCUUGGACAUCUUGAUGCAUCAAGCUUUAAGCAAAUUAACCCUUACACUUGAUUUGCCUCUGAUGAGGACGUCAACGUCCUGAUAUCUUGUGACCUUAACCCUCAAUGUUGUUUGAGGUUGGGUUUUACUGCGCAAUUCUACCUGCUUGUGUCACCCUGACCUAACAUACCUAUAUUUCCUCUACACAUGCACUCUGAAGGGCCUCCCAUGUCACUGUUUAUCGCCUCGACCUAUUACGACCUUAACCUAAAUAGCGCAGCAUGAGAACGGGUUACAUAAAGGUUUAUUUAUUCCCUACUGACAAAACAGUACCGGUACCGCUUAUAUGACCAUUAAAGGAUCAGACUGUAUGUGCCUGUGAUUCCAGAUCCACGUCUGUACCAGAUAGUGCUUGAAGCAGAUAAAGGUGUUCAAUGUAUUCUGUUAUAUCAUAGUAUUAUACCAGCCUCAGUGCCAAACAUGUUCGAGUGAGUGCUGCGUUUAAGAUCUAAUCAACACUGCACUUGAAACCAUGAUCUAAAGGUGGUUGGUUUGUAUAAAGCAGCAUGCCUUGUUUUGUUUUAAAUUGGUAAAUUAAAAGAAAGACAUCUCAGGUGCUUCUAUUGGUUUCAAGUCCUAAGAUAUAUUUGGUUUCAUUUGGUAUAUUCAGCAAAGAAAUACGUGAUAAUGGCAAAAUUGGCAAAUGUAAGAGUUCAGGCUUACAUUUGAUCAAGCUCAACAUUGGAAGAUUGAUCUUAGGGGGGGGAAACCCAUCAUUUUCUGGUAAUGCAUCAAACCUGUCACCGCAUCCAACAUAUUAGCCUAUUAUAAAAGCUGGAAAGAUGUAUUGUAAUGCAGUAGGUAAUCUAUACAGUAGUUUAAAAUGAAGUAUCCAAAUAUACUUGUUUUGUUUUGUAAAGCCUCCAUUCUUACAAUGUGUUCUCCUGGCUGACAGCGUUUUUGCCUGGCUUUAGUAGCGGCAAAGCUUUUUCCUUUCGGAUGAUUUGAAGUGCUGAUCAUUGCCCAGACCCAACAACUCAAAGUGCAACUGGAAGUUUAAAGUAACUUUGUAUAUAUUUCACUAUGGCCAUCUGUUGGUGAUGCCCAGUAGCUUUCUUACUCCAAGUGCACUUUUCUGGGCAGGUUGGUAAAACAUAGGCCCAAUCCCAAACUGCCCUCUAAGCGCUAGCCCUGUUGCACUGUUCCCUCUGAGGGUCCUACACAUUAAGGGCCGUCCCAAACAACGUAGUGGGUGGGGCGAUUGGACUGUUCAGCUCUUAAAUAGCGGUGAAACUUAAAGGAGUUCCUCCGGUUUUCUGCAUCCUCUUCCCACUGAUGAAAAAUCACAAGUUGGGUAUAAGAAAAAAACUUAAUAAUUCCAAAAAUAGAAGGUCCUCUUUGAAAUUGUUUUAUUUGACCAUAUACAUUUGUUUAAAGUGGCAAAUGUGAUUGUCACCCUGUGCCACAGAGCUACAGCCACACAUUGGGGCGUCACUGUGUUGCCUUAGCAAGGACCGCCUUUUUCCAUUGAGGGAAGAGGCUGUCAUAUUCCCGUUUAUACCCACCCACCUUCAAU
Messenger RNA from Cyprinodon variegatus (sheepshead minnow), 3388 nucleotides. RefSeq names its product F-box protein 31 (gene fbxo31). Bases 90 to 1847 code for a protein of 585 amino acids. The transcript has 10 exons. The record is from RefSeq and is a predicted model, not a curated record. Gene Ontology annotation, molecular function: protein binding. NCBI's taxonomy places the organism in Eukaryota, Metazoa, Chordata, Actinopteri, Cyprinodontiformes, Cyprinodontidae.